Messenger RNA from Alosa sapidissima (American shad), 5143 nucleotides. RefSeq names its product epidermal growth factor receptor a (erythroblastic leukemia viral (v-erb-b) oncogene homolog, avian) (gene egfra). The transcript has 28 exons. Gene Ontology annotation, biological process: negative regulation of apoptotic process; cell differentiation; multicellular organism development. Lineage: Eukaryota; Metazoa; Chordata; Actinopteri; Clupeiformes; Clupeidae. Bases 175 to 3849 code for a protein of 1224 amino acids. Gene Ontology annotation, molecular function: epidermal growth factor receptor activity; epidermal growth factor binding; ATP binding. The record is from RefSeq and is a predicted model, not a curated record. Gene Ontology annotation, cellular component: signaling receptor complex; basal plasma membrane.
CAAGGGAGAAGGCGGAGCUGUCAAAGUUUUCUGUUUAGGGCUACACAAGUUCUGUAAGAAGUCACUACCUUGAAUGACACGUUUCGUGAAGUAACAAAAGUAGGCUAAUUCAAUCGAAUACGGUGAAAGCAUGGAAUAACGAAUCUCCUUUUCGGGACAAAACAACUAAAAAAUAUGGCAAAACUAAAUCAGAUUGGAUUCAUUGUGAUCUUACUGGUUUGCUUGGGUUGUUGUGCUACGCCGGAAAAGAAAGUAUGUCAAGGUUCAAACAACAAACUGACGCUCUUGGGCACACAUGAUGAUCACUACCAAAACCUAGUAAAAAUGUACAGUAACUGCACUGUAGUCCUGGAGAACCUGGAGAUCACCUAUACCUCCGACCAGCAUGACCUGUCCUUCCUAAAGAAUAUUCAGGAGGUUGGAGGCUAUGUUCUGAUUGCCAUCAACACGGCUACCAAGAUACCGCUGGACAACCUGCACAUCAUCCGAGGCCACACCCUCUACAAUGACGAGUUUGCUCUGGCAGUGCUGUCCAACUGUAACAAAGGCACCAACGCCUCCGUGACCAGGGAGCUUCACCUCGGAAACCUCACAGAAAUUAUCAAUGGAGGUGUGAAGUUCUCUCACAACUGCCUCUGCAAUGUGGAGACGAUACAGUGGGCGGACAUUCUGAACAUGAAGAAAAAUCCCAGUAUGGACCUCCCUACUCCGAAAUAUGACAAAUACUGUAAAAAGUGUGAUCCAAGCUGCCCUAAUGGAUCUUGUUGGGCUCCAGGUUACCAAAAUUGCCAGACGUUAACCAAGACGAUCUGUGCGGAUCAGUGCUCGGGCCGCUGCAAAGGGCCCCGGCCUAUUGACUGCUGUAACGAGUACUGCGCGGCAGGCUGCACCGGACCCCGGCCCACCGACUGCAUGGCUUGCAGAAAUUUCUCAGAAGACGGGACGUGUAAGGAGUCCUGCCCCCCCCUCAUGAUCUACGACAGCACUCUGCACCAGCUGGUCCCCAAUCCAUACGGGAAGUACAGCUUUGGAGCCACCUGUGUGAAAAAAUGCCCACAUAACUAUGUGGUGACGGACCAUGGAGCAUGUGUGCGUUCAUGCAGCUCCAAGCACUAUGAGACCGAGGAGGGAGGGGUCAGGAAGUGCAAGCCCUGUGAAGGCCUGUGUCCCAAAGUCUGCCAUGGCCUCGGAAUGGGAAAGCUGAAAGACAUCUUGUCAAUUAACGCCAGCAACAUUGACACCUUUCAAAACUGCACCAAGAUAAAUGGCGAUGUGGCGAUACUCUACACAACAAUUCACGGAGAUAAACAUACAAAAACACCAAAGUUGGAUCCUGCCAAGCUUAGCGUAUUUGAGUCUGUUAAAGAAAUCACCGGGUACUUGUUGAUCCAGGACUGGCCUGAAAGUCUAACCUCCCUUAGUCCCUUUGAAAACCUUGAAGUGGUCCGUGGGCGAACCAAAAAACAGGGAGUGGUGAGCUUUGCUGUCACCAACACUAAGAUAACCCACCUGGGCCUGCGGUCGCUGAAGAGUAUCAGUGAUGGCGAAGUGGCCAUUAUAAAGAACGAGAACCUCUGCUACACCAAGGUGUCGCACUGGAGUCGCCUGUUUGAGCUGCGCACGCAGAAAGUUAACCUGAAAAGUAACAAAGACAUGCAGACAUGUGUUGCGGAGAACAGCACAUGUGAUGAGAUGUGCACGGCUGAUGGCUGUUGGGGUCCAGGGGCCGACAUGUGCUUCUCCUGCCUGCACAGGAUCCGCGAUGGACACUGCGUUGCCUCCUGCAACCUACUAGAAGGAGAACCACGGGAAUCGGAGAUUAACAGGACCUGUUUUCAGUGUGACUCAGAGUGCAAGCCCUUAAAUGGGACCCUGACCUGCAGUGGACCUGGUCCUGACCAGUGCACGGAGUGCGCCAACUUUAAAGAUGGCAUUCACUGUGUCCAGCGUUGCCCCCAUGGUGUGCCCGCAAAAGACGGCUCCAGCAUCUGGAAGUACGCUGACAAAGACGGGGAGUGUCAACCAUGCCACAAGAACUGUACUCAAGGAUGCACAGGUCCAAAGCUGAAAGACUGCAAAGACUACAUCAUCCACUCCAACCUGUCGAUGGUGGCCGCAGGAGUGGUCGGUGGCCUGCUGGCGUUUGUCAUCCUGGCACUGGGUGUGUUUGUGCUGCUGCGAAGACGCCACAUCAAGAGGAAGAGAACACUCCGCCGACUGCUGCAGGAGAGAGAGUUGGUGGAGCCCCUGACACCUAGUGGAGAGACGCCCAACCAGGCAUUGCUACGAAUCCUCAAAGAGACUGAGUUCAAAAAGAUCAAAGUGCUGGGGUCAGGAGCAUUUGGUACCGUGUAUAAGGGUCUGUGGGUUCCUGAGGGGGAAGAUGUGAAAAUUCCGGUUGCCAUCAAAGUCUUACGAGAGGCUACGUCUCCCAAGGCCAACAAAGAGAUCUUGGAUGAGGCAUAUGUGAUGGCCAGUGUGGAGCACCCGCAUGUGUGUCGGCUGCUGGGCAUCUGUCUGACCUCCACGGUGCAGCUCAUCACACAGCUCAUGCCCUAUGGCUGCCUGCUCGACUACGUCAAGGAGCACAAGGACAACAUCGGCUCCCAGUACCUGCUCAACUGGUGUGUGCAGAUCGCCAAGGGAAUGAACUAUCUUGAGGACCGUCACUUGGUUCACCGUGACUUGGCGGCGAGAAAUGUCUUGGUGAAGACUCCACAGCAUGUCAAGAUCACAGACUUUGGCCUGGCCAAGCUCCUCAAUGCAGACGAGAAAGAGUAUCAUGCAGAUGGUGGAAAGGUUCCCAUAAAAUGGAUGGCUCUUGAGUCCAUACUUCAUCGGACAUACACUCACCAGAGCGAUGUUUGGAGCUAUGGUGUGACCGUGUGGGAGCUGAUGACCUUCGGAACCAAGCCGUACGACGGCAUACCGGCCAGUGAGAUUGCGGGAGUGCUGGAGAAGGGCGAGCGUUUACCCCAGCCCCCCAUCUGCACCAUAGACGUCUACAUGAUCAUGGUGAAAUGCUGGAUGAUUGAUGCCGACAGCCGGCCGCGCUUCAGGGAGCUCAUCGCCGAGUUCACCAAGAUGGCCCGGGACCCCUCACGCUACCUAGUCAUUCAGGGCGAUGAUCGGAUGCAUCUGCCCAGUCCCAGUGAUGGCAAGUACUACCGCAGCUUGAUCAGUGGCGUGGACAUGGAGGACGCGGUGGAUGCUGACGAGUACCUGGUGCCCAGCCGCAGCUUCUUCAGCACCCCCUGCACCUCGCGCACCCAGCUCCUGCACUCCGUGAGUCUGAACAGCAGCAUUGAGACGUGCCAUAACAGGAAUGGGAGUGCCGUGCCGGCCAGGGAGAACAGCCUGGUGUUGCGUUACAUCCCCGACCCCACCGACCGGUUCCUGGACGGAGACUUCCAGCCAGCCCCAGAAUAUAUGAACCAGAAUGGCUGCAGCACGUCAGACAUGGCCAACCCCAAUUAUCAGCAUCCAGGACCCCCACGCAGCCUCCUCCCCAUUGAGGUGCUCGACGAGACAGAGGAGGAGUACCUCAACUACUUCAAGGAGCCCGCAGGGGCCACGGCAGGGGUCACCCCCACUGCCCCUGCCGCAACAGCUUCCCCCGCUGCCCCUGAGUAUCUCAACACCUCCCAGAACGGCCUCCUCUCUCUCUCCUCCAGUGAGCUCGGCCUCAUGGACCAGCCGCUGUUCAACCCCCAGAACAGCAUGGAUAACCCAGACUAUCAGCAAGAUUUCUGCCCAAUGGUGGCGGUCAAGCCCAAGCUUAACGGACACCUCCCGGCGGCUGAGAACGUGGAGUACCUGGGCUUAGCUGGCCCCCUGGAGGUCCACUAGCAUUCCAUGUGGUCUCGCAGAUUGACAGCCGGGGGUGGAGUGGGUGGGGAUGGUAGGGCUAGCAUGUGGCUUAGCUCCCGGAUCUUGUGGGAGACGACUAGUCUGGACAUAAUGCUGGUGGCUCUCCAGAGCUUGCUUGGACUGGCAUGCCAAGACACUGGUUCGCCAGACUUUGUGAAGGAGGAGGUUCAUGCUUUUCCUUGAACGCUGACCAAUGCUUCUGUGAGCUAGUGAACUUCUCUGUACUACUCUUGACUGUUGCCACAGAAAGACCAUGACCUUCUGUUCCAGGAUGCUGGUGGUUUGGUCUUUUUAGGAGUGCAGUCUCCAGCACCCAAAGAACUUUAAGAACUUUUGUAGCUGCACACAAAUAAAACACAUAUCUCUAUAACUCAUUGUAAUAUCUAUAUGUGCACUGUGUUGCCCUGUGACCAGUAUGUUUGACUUAGUGAUGAGGCUCUAACCUAAAACUUGUCAAAGAUUUAUAUUACAAUUAUAUAUAUAAUUAUAUAUUAUAUAAUUAUAUUAUAUAUAAUUAUAUAUCACUUAUAGUUCCCUUAACUCAUACUGUAUGAGUUAAAGCAUCAGUGGACAUUUCAAAAAGCAUUAAGUUCUGUUUUCUGAGAAAUAUUAACAUCUGUAGUUAAUGCUUUUAUAUUACUUGCAUUCACAUGUGAGUUAAGGGAACCUUCAUGUAAAACAUGGCAGAUAUUUCUUUACUGUGAAUGAUACUAAAAAGUGUCAAUUUUAUUUGGCAGAGGUAGGGCUCUCACUUAUCAUUGGUACUUUCAUGUAGCUGUAAAAAGACAUCGUCACUGUCUCUUUACAUAGAUACCUUUUGAAUGUCAUAUACCCAUACAUCAACAUACCAAUGGUACUUGUAUUUGUCUGAUGCUGGAGACUUGGCAUCUAGAUAAGAACGCUUCUCUUCUAUGUCAUUCAUUAAUUGAAACGUGAAACAAUGUACAGGGUUAUUUACAGUAUGUGUACUUCCUUCUUCAUAUUCAAAGCCAGUAUUGAGCGCACUUCAGAUUAUCACUUUUUAAAAUUAGGUGUACAAGACAGGUUUCAUUUGACAUAUGAAAAUAUGUGUUGCACAUUGUCAUAAUUCUGUGUUGCAGAGUUAUGCAUCAUAAAGCUGAUUCAAAGUCUGUCAAUAUAUCUGAUUCUAUACAAGUUCAUCUACCCAAGCUGCAUCCAUGCAAAUUAUAAAUGUCCACACUUUAGUUGCAUCUGAGCUCAGCUGUAAUUAUUUAUUUCCGAAGUGAAAUAAAGCAUAACGUUUUUUAUUGAA